Pleuronectes platessa (European plaice) is the source of this 2652-nucleotide messenger RNA. RefSeq names its product interleukin 1 receptor accessory protein-like 2 (gene il1rapl2). The record is from RefSeq and is a predicted model, not a curated record. The coding region runs from base 1 to 2190 and encodes 729 amino acids. NCBI's taxonomy places the organism in Eukaryota, Metazoa, Chordata, Actinopteri, Pleuronectiformes, Pleuronectidae. Gene Ontology annotation, biological process: signal transduction. The transcript is spliced from 18 exons.
AUGAAGAUCAUAUUCCUCCUCUUCCUCCUCCUCCUCGCCUCGGGAGCCUGUGAUGACGUCAAGUACAUCUCCAAGAGGAACUCAGUGGACGGAUGUAUAGACUGGUCCGUGGAUCUGAAGCCGUACCAUGUUCUGGCAGGCGAGCCUGUUCGGGUCAAAUGUGCCUUGUUCUACAGCUACAUCAGAACCAACUACACCAUGGCCACCAACGCCAAGCUGCGCCUCAUCUGGUACAAGAACAAAGGAGAUGCAGAGGAGCCCAUCAUUUUCUCAGGCCACAGGCUGAGUAAAGAGGACGACUCCAUCUGGUUCAGAUCUGCAGAAAUGGAAGACAAUGGAUUCUACACCUGUGUACUAAGGAACUCAACGUACUGCAUGAAAGUGUCCAUGUCGAUGACGGUGGAGGAGAGCGAUGAGGGGAGAUGCUUCAGCAGCAAAAUCCGCCACCUGGAGAAAGCUGAGAUAACUCACAGCAAAAUGGUCACCUGCCCUGAUAUAGAGGACUACAUGGCUCCGUACAAGCAGCCACAUAUGACCUGGUACAAGGAGUGUGAGCGGGUUGAAUGGAGGAGUUCCAUCAUGCUGAACACCACCCACCUGUGGAUACCCGAGGUGGAGGAGGGCGACGGGGGAAAUUACACCUGUGAGUUACAGUAUGGAUCGAGAGUGGUGCGGCGGACAACACAACUCAAAGUGACAGCUCUCCAAACCAUGCAGCCUCCCAAGGUCCUUUUCCCCCCAGAGAGGCAGGACACAGCGAUAGAAAUCACGCCUGGUAUGCCUCUCAGCUUGGACUGCAAGGCCUUCUUCGGCUACAGUGGAGAGAGCAGGAGGCCCAUCAUCUACUGGAUGAAAGGGGAGAAGUUUGUGGAAGAGCUGGCGGGACACAUUAAAGAAAGUGAAGUCAGGAUCUUGAGGGAGCAUUUAGGGGAGAAGGAAGUGCAGCUAUCCCUAACAUUUGAUGCGGUGGAUGAGGCAGACCUGGCCAACUACACCUGUUAUGUGGAGAACCAUAUAGGGAAGCGCAGUGGGAGUGCUAUACUGCAGAAGAAAGAUAUGUAUCGCCUGGAGUUGGCUGGUGGUCUCGGGGUCAUAUUGCUGCUGCUCGGGGUCCUGACGGCGCUUUAUAAGUGUUACAACCUGGAGAUCAUGCUCUGCUACAGGAGACACUUUGGCAGUGAUGAAACCGAGGAUGAUAAUAAAGAGUAUGAUGGCUACCUGUCCUACACUAAAGUGGACCUGGACUGUCUGGGCAGGUCGAGCAGCGAUGAGGAAACGUUCGCUUUGGAGAUCCUGCCAGAUGUUUUGGAGAAACAUUACGGCUACAAGCUGUUUAUACCAGACAGAGAUCUAAUACCCAGCAGUACCUACAUUGAGGACCUGGCUCGCAGCGUGGAGCAGAGCAGACGCCUCAUCAUCGUUUUGACUCCAGAGUUUGUCGCCAAAAGAGGGUGGAGUAUCUUCCAGAUAGAGACACGCCUCCACUCUAUGCUGGUUACCGGGGAGAUCAAGGUGAUCAUGAUAGAGUGUGCCGACCUGAAGAAUGUCAUCAACUACCAGGAGGUUGAAGCACUUAAGCAUACCAUCAAGGUUUUAUCCAUCAUCAAGUGGCGGGGUCCUAAAAGCAAUGAGCUCUCCUCUAAGUUUUGGAAACAGGUGGUCUACGAAAUGCCUGCUAAACGCAGAGAGACUUUGUCCAGACGCCAGGUGAUGGACGCUGGUGAACAGGGCCUCUUCGGUGACCUACAGACCACUGUCUCCACGAUUGCCAUGACAACCACCUCUGCCUCCCUGGUGCCCCCUAACGAAAGUCGCCACGGACACCAUCAGGUUGCCUUGGCGACAGAGAUCCCGGACUACAACCAGAUGACCUUGCCACUUGGAGGGGGUCACACAGCUACAUCAGCCCAAAUGAGGCAUUUCUGUCGCAGUUAUGAGUUCCAGCUUCCCCCACCGCCAUCCUCCAUGUCCCCUCCUCUCCCUCCUCCCUCCACCGUGCAGUUCUCCACUCUGGGACCCGGGGGGCGCCAUGUCUAUUGCAACAUCCCUAUGACACUACUGAAUGGACAGGGGUUCAGAGCAGCUCACUGGGGAACAAGAGGUAUCUCAGAGCAGUACGCUUGGGAAAAAGCCAGAGCUCCACCUGAACAGCACCUUUGUACCUCUCACCAGCAGAGAACUAAGCUCUGACAUCUGGUAGACGUGCUCACCCGGUACUGGAUACAGACUGCUUUACAGACUGCUUUUUCACUGGCUUUUGGACUUUGGCAGACUGGUUGCUCGGCUGGUUUUUAUUGGGUUUUUUGAACUGUGUACAGGCUUGCUGUCAGGAGAGACUGGGUGUGGACUGCUUGCGAACUCGGUUUGGGCCAUUGCAUCCCGCGCUUCGAACGAAGGACUUCUUAAAGACUGCAAAAGGCUCAGAUUCACAGUGGCUGGGUGCAAUGGCUGGAGGUUUCUCACAAACAGAUGGAUUCAGAUUGUAAAACCUAUACAAACAUUGCAAACUGGAUUUGGACCUACCAACUCGUUACAGACUGAUACAAACUGGUUUGUAAGAUGUGUUUCCACGACCAUUUGAUAAAAAAGGAAUGAAUAAUAUUAUACUACAUGCCUGGUCCAAUGGAUUUUACAGCAGUUUAUAGACAGAGA